CCCCCGCCUAUCCCCCCCCACCCCGGCCCGCGAUGUGCUAGAGGACCUGGACAACGAACCGGACGACCACCUGGUGGUAAUGCUGCGGAUGCCCUUCCUACCCUUGAUGUCACUUCGCUUUUACAGCCAGUUGACUAGUACGGUGCCACUCAGAUUGCCAGGACAGAUAAUCAUACUGUACUACAACAUAAUGGAGAAUCGUCAAAACUGAUCUGAACAGAGGAGGGCCCUUCCCCCAGAUGAAUGGAAGAAGAGCUUCCGGUUAAAGAAAAGCUGUACAGUGCCGAGGACGUCAUGACGCCGGUGAAGGAAACCUGCCUUAUUGCGUGGCUGGUCACAAGUCUGGGAGUUUGGGAGUUGGUACAACCAAUAGCAGCAGAGGAUUCUCAGUGCCAGAGAGCAGAACAUCCAGUCAUCACAUACAAAGAAAUAUCCCCCUGGUUGCAUGAGUUCAGAAUGAAGAAUGCUGUGGAUUUUUCUCAGCUGACAUUUGAUCCGGGACAGAAAGAACUUGUUGUAGGAGCCAGAAAUUACCUCUUCAGGUUACAGCUUGAGGAUCUUUCUCUUAUCCAGGCAGUGGAAUGGCAGUGUGAUGAAGCCACUAAAAGAGCGUGCUACAGUAAAGGGAAAUCUCAGGAGGAGUGUCAGAAUUAUAUCCGUGUACUCCUUGUGGGUGGUGACCGGCUGUUUACCUGUGGCACCAAUGCCUUCACGCCUAUUUGCACCAAUCGCACGCUAAGCAACUUGACUGAGAUCCACGAUCAGAUAAGUGGCAUGGCCCGUUGCCCUUACAGUCCUCAGCACAAUUCCACCGCCCUCCUUACAUCCAGUGGGGAGCUGUAUGCUGCUACGGCCAUGGACUUCCCAGGAAGGGAUCCUGCCAUUUACCGGAGUCUCGGGAUCCUCCCUCCUCUGCGCACGGCACAAUACAACUCCAAAUGGCUCAAUGAGCCAAAUUUUGUGUCAUCUUAUGACAUUGGGAACUUCACUUACUUCUUCUUCCGAGAAAAUGCGGUGGAGCAUGAUUGUGGAAAAACCGUUUUCUCCAGAGCCGCCCGUGUCUGUAAGAAUGACAUCGGAGGUCGAUUUUUGCUGGAAGACACCUGGACUACAUUCAUGAAGGCUCGACUGAACUGCUCCCGACCUGGAGAAAUUCCCUUCUACUACAAUGAACUGCAAAGCACCUUCUUCCUUCCAGAACUGGAUCUGAUCUAUGGGAUCUUCACUACUAACGUGAACAGCAUAGCAGCCUCCGCUGUUUGUGUUUUCAAUCUGAGUGCUAUCACCCAAACUUUCAAUGGACCAUUCAAGUACCAGGAGAACUCUCGCUCAGCCUGGCUGCCUUAUCCAAAUCCCAACCCCAAUUUCCAGUGUGGAACAAUGGACCAGGGCUUGUAUGUGAAUUUGACUGAAAGGAAUCUUCAGGAUGCUCAGAAGUUUAUUCUGAUGCAUGAAGUGAUCCAGCCAGUUAUUCCAGUUCCGUACUUUAUGGAAGACAACAGCCGGUUUUCCCAUGUGGCAGUGGAUGUGGUCCAGGGCAAAGACAUGCUUUUCCAUCUCAUCUAUCUGGCUACAGACUACGGCACCAUCAAGAAAGUGCUCGCCCCUAUGAAUCAGACUUCCAGCAGCUGCUUGCUUGAGGAAAUGGAACUCUUCCCCAAGAGGCAGAGGGAGCAGCCCAUCAGAAGUCUGCAGAUUUUACACAGUCAAAGUGUCCUGUUUGUGGGCCUGAGGGAGCACGUGGUCAAGAUUCCCUUGAAGAGAUGUCCGUUUCACAAAACCCGCAGUGCUUGUAUCGGAGCCCAGGAUCCUUACUGUGGCUGGGAUGUGGUGAUGAAGAAAUGCACAACCUUGGAAGAGAGCCUAAGCAUGAGUCAGUGGGAGCAGAGCAUUUCCGUGUGUCCAACAAGGAAUUUAACUGUAGAUGGGAACUUUGGAGAAUGGUCCUCAUGGACUCCUUGUAGCCACACAGAUGGUAACAUCGUGGGUUCCUGCCUCUGUAGAACUCGCUCCUGUGACAAUCUCCCUCAGUGUGGAGGCUGGCAGUGUGAGGGACCGAACAUGGAAAUCAUCAACUGUUCCAGAAAUGGAGGCUGGACGCCCUGGACUUCUUGGUCACCCUGCAGUACCACCUGUGGGAUUGGUUUUCAAGUGCGUCAGCGGUCCUGUAGCAAUCCCACCCCCCGCCAUGGAGGCCGGGUGUGCGUAGGGCAGAACCGGGAGGAAAGAUACUGUAAUGAGCAUUUGCUGUGCCCCCCUCAUAUGUUUUGGACGGGCUGGGGUCCGUGGGAACGUUGCACAGCACAGUGUGGGGGCGGGAUUCAAGCUCGUCGCAGGACCUGUGAGAACGGCCCCGACUGCCCUGGCUGUAACGUGGAGUAUCAACCGUGCAACUCUAAUCCGUGUCCAGAGCUGAAAAAGACCACUCCCUGGACGCCCUGGACCCCUGUCAACAUCUCGGACAACGGAGGCCACUACGAACAGCGCUUCCGCUACACUUGCAAGGCCCGGCUGCCUGAUCCUAAUUUGCUGGAGGUUGGAAGGCAGAGGAUAGAAAUGCGUUACUGUUCCAGCGAUGGCACUAGUGGCUGUUCAACAGACGGGCUUUCCGGGGACUUAAUGCGAUCUGGCAGAUACUCCGCCCACACCAUCAACGGGGCCUGGUCAGCAUGGACUCCCUGGUCUCAGUGCAGCCGGGACUGCAGCAGGGGAAUCCGGAAUCGCAAACGGGUCUGCAACAAUCCCGAGCCCAAGUAUGGGGGGCUUCCCUGUUUGGGCUCCUCUCUGGAAUACCAGGAAUGCAACAUGUUGCCCUGCCCAGUUGAUGGAGGUUGGUCUUGCUGGUCAUCCUGGUCCAAGUGCUCUGCAACCUGUGGUGGGGGCCAUUACAUGAGGACCCGGUCAUGCACAAAUCCGGCCCCCGCGUACGGGGGAGAUAUCUGCCUGGGACUCCACACCGAAGAGGCACUCUGCAACACACAGUCUUGCCCAGAUAGUUGGUCUGACUGGUCUGACUGGUCUGAGUGUGAUGCAUCAGGGGUUCAGAUCCGCGUCCGCCAGUGUAUCAUUUUGUUUCCCGUCGGCAGCCAGUGCUCUGGAAAUACCACUGAAAGCAGGACUUGUGCAGUGGAUUCAAACUUCAUUCCAGAAAUAUCUGUAGCAAGAUCCAGUAGUGUAGAAGAGAAAAGAUGUGGUGAGUUCAACAUGUUCCAUAUGAUCGCGGUAGGAUUAAGCAGCUCCAUUCUCGGUUGUCUUCUUACACUGCUCAUCUAUACCUACUGCCAACGUUAUCAGCAGCAAUCUCAUGAUGCAACCGUCAUCCAUCCAGUGUCACCAGCUCCGCUUAAUACCAGCAUCACUAACCACAUCAACAAACUGGACAAAUAUGACUCUGUAGAAGCCAUUAAGGCAUUUAACAAAAACAACUUGAUCCUAGAGGAACGAAACAAAUACUUCAAUCCACAUCAUACUGCAAAGACCUAUUCUAACGCCUAUUUUACAGAUCUCAAUAAUUAUGAUGAGUACUAAUGGCUCUUAUAUUUUUUGGUCUCUUGUAAUUCCCCAGUCCCCCCCGGCCUGUGCUACCUGACUGCCCAUGUGUUUGCGGCUUCAGAGGUGAAGUUUGGAGACAUUUCAAGCACACUCCAAGCCAUCAGUGUCCCAUUGCUGCCAAAAACAUCCCCCACCACCACCAUCACAACAACAAAAAAAAAAACCAAAAAAACUAUGACAUCGUGACAGCUUGACUGACCUCCAGCACCUGAUCACAAUUGAGCGAGCUGGCUGUCACUCAGAAGUUAAUAUUUGGGGGAUCAAAAUUCUCUAAUACGACUUUUCUUGAGCUUUUUUUGUAACAUGCGCUGCCCUUCUUGAAGAGUGCAUCAGGAAUAUGAGCGUCAGCUGUGGGUAAAACCUUGCAAGAGAUUUUGGGAGGGUUAAAAUGAGCACAGAACGAUGAGAUCAUCUGAGGUGCGGCAGGUUCUGGCCACGACCUGGCAAAGAAGCUCACUUAGCCCUGGGAAAAAGAGGAGGAGAAAUUUAGCUGUCCAGAUGUCCUUCAAUGGCCCCAUUAUCAAAAUCCAUUGAUGUUCUGUCUGGAAUUCUUGAGAAUAACCCUCCUUUGGUGGGAAACUGUUGCCCAGAAUUUAACCUGAUCAAAUCCAGGAACUCAAGCUCGUUUGGACAUCCAUAAGAGAAUAUGGGGUAACCCCGUGAGUCAGUUCGACAGAUGGAACUUUUGUCUUGUUGCAUUUGUUAUUUGCUUGUCUUAGGGGGAGGCUGGAGGAAAGAGGAUACAGUGAAAGUUGUCUGCAUGUGGUUAGUAAACUGGCAUUAUUGUAGCAUCCGGAACUGCAUGACUCACAGCAUUCCAGAGACCUCCCCUCCUGGGCAUUUGCCAGUGGACCAAUGGUGCACGAAUAAACUCACCAGCCUCCUCCCCCUGGCUUUCUCGGGAACAUAUGGACAAGCGCAGAACUGCUCUUCUGUUUACACCACCUUGUUUACCGGUGCCUGUUUAAAAUAUGCAGAAAGUCCAGAUGUGCUAUGAAAAGCAACUUUUUAAUCUUCCUGACGUAUCUGAUAUAUGGUAAUCAACCCCUGCCCGGAGCAUUAAUAAUGUUGUUUAAAGAAGGCUUCCUGUCGGGCCUGCUUGCUGUAAAUAUUUAAAUUCCAGCAGAGAUGUAAGCUAUCACAUUUUGCCUGCUUAAGUUCAGGUGAGAGACUGGGCUACCCUAGUCUUGAUUUUCUGUGCUACUGCUUGCCUUGUUGCUUUCCCAGACCUCCUCAUCAUUCGAUCAAUAUUGCGGGGACCAGAAGAUCAAGGUGCACCACCAAGCAAGGAACAGCCUUUAAAUAGCACCGUGGUUCUCCAAGAUCAAGGAAAUCAAUGUUUUACAAGAGACAUCGGGACUUUCCACAAAGACUCCCCAGCCAUUAAGGGACAAGAUAGAUGCUACCUAUCUUCUUAAAACAAAGGAUGGUAGCAAACACAGGUGGAUGAUCAUCAGGAACCCUAAGAAUAUAAAAAUCAGAGAAGAUAUUGCCUUUCUACUAAGAAAGUCAGGUAAAUGAAGGCAACAACGCAAACAUCAAAAUAAGUGACCAACAUAGAUAUCAGUUACUAGGUGGUCUGUAUCUCUCUCUCCCUGGGAGAUUAAAGUAGAUUGUUUAGAAUGAUCACGGAAGUAAUUCCACUGUACUUAACGUGUACCAGAUACUAUUUUGGAAGUGCAAGAGGGUCUCAUGUAUCUAUUCCUUGAACUACUUUGCAGAAAGAGCUUAAAAGGCAGCUGGGGUCUGGAAAGCCUGAUAGAGUCCCAGUGAAGUACCUUCAGGGAGGUCCUCAAUACGGAGUUCAUUUUGUAUCUCAUGCAUUUUUUUGUGUGAAGUAUAGGAUUGGCUGUGUGUAUGUGCAUUGCACAGAUUUAUGUUCAGUGGAAGCAAUGUAGUAAGAAUGGCAUUCUGAUUGCUUCCCCUGGAAUUCAUUUUUCAGUGGAAGCCUUCAUCGUUUAGACAGUGUGGUAUCACCCACUCUGACAGAGCAGUUACCGUGUUCUAACAAUUAUUCAAUGAAAAUGUGUUUCCCAGAGGGGAAAGGAUGGAUCAGGAAAGGUACAACAGACUUUUUGAACGUUUGCCUAUCCGGUAUUAAAAUCAGUCCUCUGCUCUUCCUGGAAAAGAACCAGAUUCCUUAUUUUGAUAAUGACAAAUCCAUAACCACUUACAAAGCCCUGUUUCUACCUGCCACUGCACUCCAACUAGCAUUGGUCUAGCUUCUGUAAUGGAGAAAAAAAAAAGUCUAUCGGCUGUUAGUUUAGAAUGAAACAUGUAUGUUUUCACCUUAUAUGAAAUAGCAUUUUGCUUCUCGGUAAUUUCAUAGGCAUUACAUAUGAGUGUGUAUAUAUUUUUUUACCUUUCACGUGCCUCUGUACAUAUAAGCCUACCCACUGUAUGCCCACAAAGUGUGUCUGAAUAACAUAUGCAAAGCCCUUACUUUCUUUGCAUUUCCAUUAACCUACUGUUUUCUCCCCAGAUAAGCAGAGUUAUGGUUAUUUCUCUCUGUCAUUCAACCCAAAUAUUUUAAUCCCAGGGAUAGAUCAGAUAUCAAGUGUUAACACUGAAGGGCUGUUUAUUUUUAUUAUUUACUCUGGCAACCUUAUUUUAUUCUUUCCCUGAAAAUCUUAUUGUCACGUUUUGAGUAUAUUCAGCUGGCCAAAAUGUCCUUUAGAAUCUAAGUGUACCCAGUGUGUCGUGCCAAUUUGAGUAAAGAGAAAGCAGAUUUCUAACCUGCAGCAUCUCUUGUUCCUAAACAGCUCCAAUGACAAGUCAUAGGUAAAGUUUUUGAACCCUUGAUGAAAUAAAGGCUGUGCAUCUAUACACACACACAUACACACACACACCUGCCAAUAUCACCUUCCUGUUCAUGCAGAAUCAUCUUCAUUCUGCUUGGUCACAUGACUGGCAUUAGGAUUAUUUUGAAAGCAUAAUCUCUCUGAGAAGUUGAAUGCUACUGACUAAGAUCUGACUUGGAAAUACUUGGGGGUUAGCAUUGUCUCCGUCCUCCAACACCCUUGUAGGAGAGGCAGAAAUUUCCAUGAACAGUAACAAGUGCAUAUAAGAAAAAAGUACUAGACUCAUGGGUUUCCUGGAGCAAGCGGAUUGAGCUGAAAUAAAAUCCCAAGGGGAGCUAUUUUUCUAAAAAAUGUAUCUUUUCGUAACACUAGUAUAAUAAACACAAGUAGCGAUAAAAGCAAAAGGAGUCCAUCUUUACAUGUGUUUUAGGGUGGAGCCAUGGAUCCUUGGAUCCAUGAGCAGCAAAACUAUUACAGAAUGUCAGGAUGAGGUCAUCCUUCAACUGUUAGACUAGUGAAAUGAAAUCAUUAAAACUUUUUGCCAACUGAAUGGUCAUUGUGGGAGUUAAGCAUAAAUAAGUGGACAUCUUAGACCAACAGCUGCACUCUAUUGAAGCCAGAAGUCAAGAAUGGUUUCCUAGUUAGGGUCCUGGUUUUCCAACUAUCAAAGAGAUAUAUUCUGCACUGUCAUUGAGGCCCAGAAUGGAAUAAUAUUAAAAUUUGGAUUUUUAAAUGAAGUAAAAUGGACUCUUGGUAUGUAUUUUUUUUAACCAAACAUCAUGUAUUCAUAUUUUGAUAUUUAAUUUGGGGUAAAUUUACUUUAGGGUAAUCCAAAAAAAAAUUCCUAAACAAAUCAGUAUUAGAAAAUUCCUUCAAGUCCCUCAACCAGCUCACCUUCUCCAUGAUCUGGAUGCUGUAGCUCCCAGCACGUUCUCCAUCCCUAGGUAUUCUAACACUGCAUUUUGUUGUUGUUCUACCAUUACCUCUAUCGGAAUGCAGCUUUUAUUCCUUCCACUCUUGUUUGUAAAUAAAAUGCCAUAGAACUUACCUUCCCUACAAAUCCUCUAGGGCAGAUUGUUAACAGUUGGGAAAGAAUAGUGAAUGUACUGAAAUGUUUAAAUUCUAAAGGCAAACAUUCCACCUGCUAGUUUGAAUUCUCCAUGAACAGUAAAGAAAUGAUCGAGGAUGAAAGGAAUUGGUUAUUUGGGAAAUUAUGGAUUUAACACAUACACAAAUCUUUUGUCACAAAUUGCCACUACAGACAGCUGCACAUUCAGUACCCCCAUUAGAGUCAAAUGAAGGAGUUACUAUUUGAGGGGAAAAGCACAAUAGAAUCAAAAGCAAUUAUAUAUCAAUGUAUAGAGAAAGAUAUUUGAAAUCUAGGUAGUGCCCAUCUUUUUUCCAAAUGACGUCCACUAGAUCAUUAAGCAUGAUGUAAGGUUAAAAUGGAAUCCACAAAUGAAUUAGAAAUAACUGCACUGCACCAUGACUAAGACAACAAAUCAUAGAUGCUGUUCAACAUGGAAUGAUUAAUUUGGGGUGCCCAUCUGCUCUUCACCAUUGAAAUAAAGAGAACAGAAUCACCAUUCCACAUCAUCCCUAUUAUCCCAGGUAAUUUCCAAGAAGAAAAUCCCCAAAAAAGUUUCUGUUUCUUGCCAGGGGUAUAUUAAUUAAACAGAUCAAAAAUGUCUAUCUUGGUGAAUGACUGAUGUCUAAAAUUAGUAUCCAGCAACUCUUAUGAUCAUUUUGGGUCAAUCACUGAAAAUGACACAAUUUGGUAUCAUUUGGAGUUCACAUCAAUAUCCCAAGUUCAAGGAGCUAUGUUUUGUCUUUUUAAGUCAUGCUACCUGCAGUGUGUUAUUGCCGACAUAAAAAAGGGAAAGUGGAAAUUGAGUGCUUACAUAUCACUGACAUUAGAAGUUGGUUGUUUUUUCGAGACCAAAAAGGUAUAAGCUAAACCUGAAGAUUAAUUUCACUUUUCUGCCCCUGGUCAGCAAGUAGCAAUUUAACACCAUAAGCCAGUAAUAAUUUCCAAAUCUAUUUAGAACGCUUUUUGACAUCUGCCUGGAAUUUACACCAAAGUCAGACGAAGAUGCAGAAAAGACAGGAAAUCCUGAUCUAGCAGUCUAAACAAUAUGAUUUUACAACUCCUUUCAAGAAAAAAACACCAUUCUGGGUAUGUACCUUUAUAUACAUACUAGCUAUAGAUACUUAAAAGUAUAUACCCAAAGUGUUUAUGUAUGUUUCCUUAAAAAAGAAGUUACAAGUGCCUUGCAGAAGGCCAUUGUUUGAAUACUUCACCGAUAUAUUGUCCUAAUAAGAAACAUAUCACUUAGAAUUUUUUUUUCAACUGCAUCCAUGUAGUCUUCUCAGUUGAUAAAAAUGAUGAACAUAGAUCAUCAUUAUCAUCUUGCACUGCUCAAGCAUUUGCAGGAUUUCUGACCCCGCACUAGGUGUUAUUGGGGUAAAGGUACUCAGGCUACACCUGAUUCUUCCUUUCAAGGAACCUGUAUUACUGCUUGAAGGUGGGAACUGUGCCUUGUCAUUAAGUUAGGCAAUGUUAAGUACAGAAGGUCCUCAGUUAACACUGCAUCUUUUCUGCAUAGUUCUCUCACAUGUGCAAAACACUCGGUAGUGUAAAUAAUGUCACAGAAAUACAAUUAAGGGUCCAGAAACUUUUCUAAAUUCUCCUAAGAGUUCCACAAUCUGCACAACAUAUGCAUGCAACAGUGCUGUUGAUUUGGGCAGAUUUAUAAGAAAAGAAAAAAAGGUUACUUGCCAAGUUGGUGGCAGAUGGCCUGUGUGCAGUGGAUGGCAGAAUGAGGAAUGAUUUUGAAGAUUAAACACAAUUCAGGAAAUUUCAAGAAGGUUUCUGUGAAAACUGCAUCAUAAGCACCUGUGACAAAGAUAACCUAGGAACAAUCUGUUCUUCUCAUUAGAAUUUAGGGGUUUCUGAUGGACUGUGAUUAAUAAGUAAGAUCACCUUGUGUAUAUGCGCCUUAUGCUUCUAAAAUGAUCAUCUGUAUAUUGUAUGUUCUGCUGUGAAAAUAUUUACACUAGGCCAAUCCAAAAUUCUUUAAAGAGCUAAAAAAGUUCUAUGCUCAUUAAAUCUAUAAUAUGAUCAGAUGCUUCUUAAGAUGUUAAUGUAAGUGUAAAAGGCUCAUACGAGGUGUCCAAAUGCUCAGUAUCUCAUGUAUUUGAUUAAAGAAUAAAAAACUGAUUUAGAGAUUAUUUCUUUUAUAUACCUCUCCCAGUCAGAUACCCUCAAGUUGGUAUUACUGGCAUGGUGUUACAACUGCCCCCAAGCCAAAUUCUACAAUGAAAAGUUUUAAAACUCCAGUGAUAUGGGAUUAUAUUUUUUAAAAUAUAGAAUUGUUCUCCCAUUUUGAAAAAGUGCACUUCAGUUGAGAUUUGUCAGGAUCGACAGGGUCAUUCCUCACUGUGGACUCUAAACAUUCCGCUUUCAGUCUAGAUAAUAUACUCCUUAUUUGCCAAGGGAAGUAACAUGCAUACACCCAUACUAAAAACCUUGUUGAAAUCUUGACACCCACACUUUCAUUAGAUUUCACUUUUGUCCUUGCCAUUUAUCAUUUUAAAAUGUCCAGCCGGCAAAAGCUGCAUCUUAAGUUUCUUAAUGGAACUCGAAAGUUAAAUGGUUUUUGAGAAGGCCUACUGAACAUGUUGAGUGUUAAUAUGAAUCCCCUCCAAAACCUCCAAAUCCAUUGGCAACUCAGGCAUUGCCUGUACUGGGAGCCUCUCAUCGCCACGCAAGGAAAGAGACAAGGUGUCACCAGCCUAUUAAUGUGCAGGAUCUAACAUUCUGCUGGCUUCGAUUUCAAAACUAUCUAAAUAUCUGAAGGUAGUCAUCACCGAUGAUUUACAGAAUGGGUUUGCUCCUAUGAAAUUCCUAAACUCAUUUGCCAUCAGGGAUCGGGCGAACUGAUACAUGGUAUCUGUGAGGAAACCUGAAAAUAGGCCUGCAUUCUCUCCUCCCAUCAACACUCUCCCUGACCCCACCCAGUAAACCACAUCUGCCCUGUAUUUUCAGUAGGAAAAGUCCUGAUCAUGUACAGAAUAAAUUGUAUUAUAUUUUUUGUACUUAUGCUUUGUGUAAAUAGUUUGUCUCAUUCUAUUCUAUGUGAGCAUUGAAAAUAAAUCCAAACCCUUUAGGAAA
Molecule: messenger RNA, 10527 nt
Organism: Ornithorhynchus anatinus (platypus)
Lineage: Eukaryota; Metazoa; Chordata; Mammalia; Monotremata; Ornithorhynchidae
Gene: SEMA5A
Product: semaphorin 5A
Biological process (GO): axon extension; negative regulation of axon extension involved in axon guidance; positive regulation of cell migration
Molecular function (GO): chemorepellent activity; semaphorin receptor binding
Source: RefSeq, a predicted model, not a curated record